AUGCACCGCUAUAACCUCAGGAAACCAAGAGCGCGAUCCAGCACAACCGUUACCCGGGAGUCCAGCGUAACUGCCCCGAGUGAAGAACACGAUGAUAGCGUCACUGCUCAGAAUGAGGAACACAGCAACAGCGUCUCUCUCGACAACUCGGACGAAAGCGAUGCCAGAAGCCAUCAAGAACAAGAAGACGAAGAUAACGACAGUGACAGCCCUGAAACCGAGGAGGAAGCCCCCUCAGACUCUGCAUCCUCAUCAUCCUCAUCCCCUUCAUCCCCCUCAUGCCCCUCAUCCCCCUCAUCCCCCAGCACCAUAGUAUCCGCCAUCUCCGAACCCAUAACCCACAACCGCAUUGGGGUCCCUCACAUCAUCGUUGAAAUCGAUGCCUGGAAAGUAGAUCUCAGGGUCCUCAAGCAGGGCGACUGCGUAAAACUGGAUGCGAACGUCCGCUUGGAAGGCAGUCACCGGCGAGUUGUGGGGAGUGUGAUGCGGGACGAGGUUGUGAGGUGGGUGCUAGAUGCGGUUGAUCGGAUCAUAUGGACGCCAACGAGUGAGACGGAGAGCCAUGGGAAGGGGCGGGGAACGGAGGAAUGGUGGGCUGAUAGGGUGGAGGUUGAGACCGAGUUUAGCGGGAGGCCGAGGUGGGUGUCGUUGCUUAAAGACGGGCGUGAGAAGGGGUAUUGGGAAAAAGAUAGGAGUGGCGGGGGUGGGGAUGCGGAUGGUGAGGACGAAGCGAUGGAUAUGGAUGGCAAUGAAAAUUGA
Messenger RNA from Westerdykella ornata, 759 nucleotides. RefSeq lists its product as uncharacterized. The transcript has 2 exons. The record is from RefSeq and is a predicted model, not a curated record. NCBI's taxonomy places the organism in Eukaryota, Fungi, Ascomycota, Dothideomycetes, Pleosporales, Sporormiaceae. Bases 1 to 759 code for a protein of 252 amino acids.